Messenger RNA from Paramacrobiotus metropolitanus, 1913 nucleotides. Its product is annotated as sphingosine kinase 2-like. The record is from RefSeq and is a predicted model, not a curated record. Bases 197 to 1654 code for a protein of 485 amino acids. The transcript is spliced from 7 exons. Gene Ontology annotation, cellular component: intracellular membrane-bounded organelle; membrane; cytoplasm. Lineage: Eukaryota; Metazoa; Tardigrada; Eutardigrada; Parachela; Macrobiotidae. Gene Ontology annotation, biological process: sphingosine biosynthetic process.
CUCAGUGUAGACAACGUAUGUAGCGUUGCGCCUUGCCUUUCUCUACCUGUUCUCGUUUCUAAUACAAAUUUAUCAAUGUUUUAUUUUUCCUUUUCAGAUAUCUUGCGAAAUAUCUCACAAACUAGCUGAUCGACGGUGAUGUUGAGUGUGCUCACCUAGUUGUGAGUCCCAUGGGGAACGCUGCGAACGUGACACCAUGUCGGAGCAGACAAUCACGGCACGGCUAACAGGCCAGUUUAGCCUGUUAGGAUCUCGUAAAGUGUACAAUGUAUACUUAACCGAUACCUCCAUCAAAUAUGCCCCGGCGGAGGGGAAUGCCAAAUGGAAGGAGGUGUUGUUGGAUGACGUGGUGGGAGUACACUGUAUGCGCGGGAAGAGCGCGGAUGAUCCGCAGGUGUAUCUCUCCUUCUUCGUGUACAAACGCGGACGGACUUUGAUGGGCGGCGUGGAUCCUGUACGGAAACGCCAGGGUCUGACGUUCGUUGUGGGCGAGGCGGCGGUCUUCGAGGAGAAUUUGCUCGUGGCAGACAAAUGGCGAAAUGCCAUAUACAGGCUGAUGCGGAGUGCAGUUUCUGGAUUGCGAGAUCCCCAUUCGGGAGUAUGGCUAGUUGUGAUUAAUCCUGCCGGUGGACCGGGCAAAGCGGAGAAGCUUUUCCGUGAACGCGUCGUUCCGAUUUUUGCCGAAGCUGCCAUACCAUUCGAAGUUAUCGUGAGUGAACGAGCUGGCCAUGUCAUGGAGAUCAUGCAGACACUGGAUUUGAGUAAAUAUUCGGCGCUCAUUGUAGUAGCAGGCGAUGGUUUGGUUCACGAAGCGCUCAAUGGUUUGAUGAUGCGCCCAGACUGGGCGGAAGCCGUACGGAUACCGAUUGGUCACAUUCCAGGCGGAUCGGGCAAUGCCUUGGCCGCCAGUAUACAUGAGGCUUCAGGGGAACCAUUCCGAACAGAAUUCGUUAAACAUUCCGCAUUGCUGUUAGCCAAAAGUGUUCCCACUCCAUUGGAUAUCGUGUACUUGGAAACUCCGUGGUACAGCCGCUAUGGAUUUCUGUCGGUUUGUUGGGGCCUCAUCGCCGAUAUUGACAUCGAAUCGGAGAAGUAUCGCAAUCUGGGGGAAACCCGGUUUACUGUCCAGGCGGUGCAGCGAAUUACUGAUCUACGAACAUACUCCGGUGUCCUGUCCUAUCUACCGGCCGAUUCCCCAGCCAGCGGUGAUGCUCCCGCCCCCCAUUCCUACCUCUCCGAUGCUCACCUCCCCAAACCGUCCACCGACCUGCUGGUCCCCCUGUCCGAACCCGUUUCGUCCACGUGGACCACCAUUGACGGCGAUUUCAUCACCGUCUGCCUGGUGGUCAUCAGUCGUUUAGCUGCUUCCAGCGCCGGUAUUCCCUGGGCGAAGCUAAACGACGGUCUGGGUUAUCUGUUCUGGAUUAAAGCCGGUGCGCCCAAGAUGGCGGUGACAUCCUUUCUCCUAAAUAUGGACAGCGGCAGCCAUUUGGCGAACAGUCAUGUGCAGAAAGUGGCGGUGCGAGCCUUUCGGUUGGAGCCGCGGGAGAAGGAUGGCAUUCUGACGAUUGACGGGGAGAAAGUACAGUAUGGAAGUAUUCAGGGACAGAUGCUGCCCUCGCUGGCCACGGUGCUAACGAGGAGGAGCGUAUAAUACGCGUGAUUUUUGAAUUUAAAGAAAGGAAAAUUGCGUUUUGUUUUGUAAAUGAAGUUUAAUAAUUUUUUUUGCCGAAAUUCUGUGUUACAUUCCCGAAAGUUAUUUAAAUUGCUUUAUAGUAAACUGAUGACUGUGCAGCUGCACCGGUGUAGCUACCGUUUGAUUCUUUUUAUUUUGUUUGACAGUUGGUUAGGAAAUGAAAUGUUGCAGAGUUUUAUUAGAUUAUUAGAUGUGGAAUUAAACAGCUGGACAACUG